ACGUACGUACCUAAGCUCCUUCUUUUGCAACAUAAAAUCUUCUUCACUGUUACUUUUGUUCUUUUACUCUUCCUUCUCCGUAUUUUCAAAGUCAAACUACAUAUUAUAUUUGAUCAACAAGUAUAAGAGUAACCAGUCGCCAACAAUCAUUUUAGAGUCCGACUUCAGAUAAAAUCAUUUUCCUUAUAUAGAAGCGUGAUAGUCGCUCCUAAAUAUUUACCGAGCGAACCAUUUGAUAAAGUCAUUAUUAUUUUAAUCAUUAUAUUACGUAAGCAACGAAAGUGCUUGAGCCAAAGCUCUAGAAAAAUUAAAAGAAUGGAAGGUAUACAAAUUCGCGAAGCUAAACGAGAAGAUUGCAAGGCGAUCCGUGAUUUAAUACAGGAAUUAGCAGAUUUUGAAAAAAUGCCGGAUGGCCCAAAAAUUGAUGCUAAAGAAAUUGGCAGAAAGUUCGGGCAAGUCGAACGGCGCUAAAUUAAAGUAUGAAACUCUUGAGGAAGAUGGAUUCAAUUCUGAUCGGCCAUUAUUCUAUUGCUAUGUGGCCACAGCAUCUGAGAGAAUAAUUGGAUAUACUGUGUAUUAUUAUACGUACUCAACCUGGAACGGUAAAGCAAUGUAUCUGGAAGACUUGUAUGUCUUACCUGAAUUUCGCAAGAAGCACGUAGGUAGUAGCCUCUUUAAAACAGUUGUCAAGAAAGCUGCGGAUAGCAAUUGCUGCAGGCUGGAUUUCGCCGUCCUGAAUUGGAAUCCCGCACGAGAAUUCUACAAAAGUAUGGGAGCUGUUGACUUGACCGAAAAAGACGGAUGGCAUCAUUUCUCUUUAGAAAACGUAGCCCUUAAGAAACUGGCUGCUGUGAAAUAACUAUAGAGACUUCAUUAACAAAAAUUAAUAUACGGAUGUGCUUGUAAAUUGUACUAAUCGCGUACAAAUAAAAGAGAUGCAUAUUGAAAUUGAA
This is a messenger RNA of Cephus cinctus (wheat stem sawfly), 953 nucleotides long. Its product is annotated as diamine acetyltransferase 2. Gene Ontology annotation, molecular function: N-acetyltransferase activity. The record is from RefSeq and is a predicted model, not a curated record. NCBI's taxonomy places the organism in Eukaryota, Metazoa, Arthropoda, Insecta, Hymenoptera, Cephidae. The transcript has 5 exons. The coding region runs from base 410 to 859 and encodes 149 amino acids.